AUGGCUUCCACGAGGAUAUCAACGCCAAUGCGGGGCGCCACAUGCACUCUCGGCCGGCUGUCGACACGGAACGGCCAUUGGGACACUUUCAGACACCUCCCACUUCGCCCAUCGGCCCUCACAGCCCUCACAACUCUCCAGAAUUACCCCCCCGGCACGUCUCCCACCCGCUCUAUCACAACCUCCAUAUCUUCGCGAGCCUCGGUAUCCGACAUCACCACAUCGGUCGACGAUUAUGUGCCGAUCAAGCCCUUUGAACAGCAGACGGUGCUCGCGACCAUCCACCGAUUCCCUUCUCUCGAACCCCUUCGCUUCCAGCAAUAUCCAGCCAACCACCUCUAUCUACCCACCCGGCGAGAUAUUCUACAUCGCGCCAUCGUCUACGAAGGAGACAAUACCCGCCUGGGCACAGCUUCUACCAAGACCAGAUAUGAGAUCCGUGGCUCAAGGAAAAAGGUUCGGCCACAGAAGGGCACUGGAAAGGCUCGUCUAGGAGACAAGAAAUCGCCCAUGCUGCGUGGCGGAGGUGUUGCUUUUGGCCCCAGACCGCGCGACUUCGGCACCGACUUGCCGAAGAAGGUGUAUGAUCGUGCGUGGCGGACCGCAUUGUCAUAUCGAUAUCGCAAAGGUGAACUGAUCAUUGUGGACAAUGCCAUGGAGAUUGAAAGCCCAUCGAGCCGGCUGUUGGAAGACAUUUUCAAGCACCAACAAAAGCAGCUAGGAAAGGGAAGAAGUCUUCUGGUCACACUGGAGCAGCGACCCUUGCUCGAGCAAGCAUUGGCCGACAUGGAUCGUGAAGAGCAAGCCCUCACGUGGGAGGAAGUUGAUGUCAAGGACCUUUUGGAACUCUCUCGUGUCAUGAUCGAGCGGGAGGCUCUGCACAACAUCCUCCUCAGCCACCAAGAAGACAUCACCCACAAAGCCCUCCAGCCAUGGCACAAGAGCUUGGUUCGGGCAUCGCCACCAAAGGAGCUCGAGUCAAUUAUUGGAUGGCAGGAGUUCCGCGACCUGGCACUCAGCGAUCCUGCCGAAAAGGAUGUAGCUCGUGCGACUGUCUAUGAAGAUGUAGCAACGAAUCGUUACACCCAUGCACAAUCAUUACUCCACGGUCCUAACCGCAACGAACUCAUGAUAUCCUCGUACAACCUUUUAGCCGAAGCCAAGGAAUUCCAUUUUGCCCGAGCAACUGGCCUCUCAUUCAAGGACUACUUGCAAAUAAGGGCAGAAAAAGGCCCUUCGAAGAUCCCAUCCAUUUUCCCUCGUAUCCAGGCGCUAGACUAUCAGAUCACCGUCAAGACUGAGAAUGCGACCACAUUGGCCGAGACAUCCAAAUUGAAGAGCGAAGAGGUUACCGUGGCAGUGCGGGAGCUCGCGGUCGAGAAGCGCGAGGUCUUGUAUGAGGCCGCCCUCCUCGCUGCACAGAUUCAUGAACACGUGGCCGAAGCCCAGGGGCUCCAAGGCGAGGCGCUUGCAGCAAAGCGGUCAUUAGCACGGGCUAGCGACGAGCGAACGAGAGUCCAGCACUGCGAAACACGAUUGCUCGAGGCGAAGCUUCACCUGGCCAAGCAGAAGCUUGUUGUGGCAGAGCAGAAGCGCUUUGGUGAGCGCAAGGCGCGAGACGAGGUGCAGCAGUGCACAGAGUUGUUGGCGGCGAGGCACGCAGCAAGGAAGGCGUCGAAGGGUCAAGUGGAAAGAUUGGGUGAUGCGCAAGAGGCAGAGAGUGGGGUGGCUACCGCAGAGAAGGAAGGUCUCCAGGAGGACUCUGUUGUUGACAUGAAGCAUCCGGAGAAGCCGGUGGUCGAGAUCAACCAACCAGAGGUCAAAAGUCAGGAGAGGAUUUGA
Messenger RNA from Plenodomus lingam JN3, 1842 nucleotides. Its product is annotated as mitochondrial 54S ribosomal uL4m domain-containing protein. Gene Ontology annotation, molecular function: structural constituent of ribosome. The record is from RefSeq and is a predicted model, not a curated record. Lineage: Eukaryota; Fungi; Ascomycota; Dothideomycetes; Pleosporales; Leptosphaeriaceae. Gene Ontology annotation, cellular component: ribosome. Gene Ontology annotation, biological process: translation.